Mytilus californianus (California mussel) is the source of this 1937-nucleotide messenger RNA. RefSeq lists its product as uncharacterized. Lineage: Eukaryota; Metazoa; Mollusca; Bivalvia; Mytilida; Mytilidae. Gene Ontology annotation, molecular function: protein binding. The record is from RefSeq and is a predicted model, not a curated record. Bases 1 to 1725 code for a protein of 574 amino acids. The transcript has 9 exons.
AUGCCGACAUCUAGUCAAGCCUUGAUAGUUAUCACAGAUGAAGGGGAGGAUCCUAGGGUGCCAAGGAGACACUAUCCAGCAACUGCCCCUAAUUAUCCUUUGAUAAAUAUUGGAAAUUCCGAUAGUUCUAGCAAGAGCAAACUACCAGGAUUGAAAAACACUGCAAAAGGAUCAGGUUUUCAGAAUCUAGUCAACGUAAAAGCUUCAGAAAAACGACGAGCACAGUUGGAAAAUCUUGGUGUCAGAAAGAGAAGACCAACAGGAAUUGUGUCAGGACAGAGUUCAAGGGAUAUAAUAUCAUGCUCCUCAACUGUACUUCCAAAAGAUGCCAAGUUUAUGCCAUCACCUCCUGGCCAGAAGCCACGCCCGAUACCAAUAGGAAAAAUCAGUCGAGACAACGUCGGUGAUAUGUGUGCUACCGCUGCAGUAAAUGACAGACUGGUUCCAAAAGAAAAAAAGAAAUCUCUACUUGACGAAUUAAAAGAAGCAGUUUCAUAUGGCAAAAGAUUGUUUCCUUCUAUGCAAAUGAGAAAGUCUCUACCUACUCCAAGUCCCAACAGCGUGUGUUUCAGUCUCAGGAGCAAUGAGGAAUACACACACCAAGAAAUAAUGGACUUGAUUAAGAAUAAAACUGGUUUCAAACCACGCACUAUCCAGAUGCCCUCUACAGAAGCACAAAACUGUAUUGAUGAUUCCAAUAUCGGUAUGAAAUCAUUUGAAUUUGUCUUCAUGUUUAACAAGAGUACAGGAAGCCCGAAAGUUUACUAUUUAAUGGUGGACCCUGUCGGAAAAUGUCGACUUUUCCCCAAAACGAACACGGUUCUUUUCCCAAAGUUGAAAAAUCUUGUGAACUUUCGAGUAGUUGUCUUAGAUGAUUGUUUAUAUGUGAUUGGUGGUAAAGACUGGGAAACGGGAGAACAUAUAAAUAAAACAUGGAGGUACGACCCCGCAAACAGUCGUUGGAGUCAAAGAGCUAAUUUGAUCAAUGCAAGAUGCCGCCAUACAGCAACAGUACUAAAUGGAUGUAUUUACAUUACAGGGGGAGAAGUAAUUGGAGGGAAAGUUACAGAAAGUUGUGAAUGUUAUGACCCAGUUAAAGACAAAUGGACAGAAAUCCUAGAUUUACCCAGACCAAGGGCUGAUCACGCAGCGUGUGCGAAUGGGUUGAACUUAUAUGCUUCAGGGGGCAUCAGUAAUUUGAAGCAUCAAUGUUCUAACGUUUUUUGGACAUACGACCCCAUCACUAAUGAAUGGACAGAGCCUCUUCCUGGAGUAAUUCUUCCACAUGAAAGAGAAAAACAUAAUAUGAUUUCAGUUGGCAAAAGAGUGGUAGUUAUAGGAGGACGUGGAUUUGAUCAAGAAACUUUCUCAGAAAAAGACGAGGGAGCCGUUUGCAGUUUUAAUACCCAUACGAAAGGCAAUGCGAGAAAAGACGGGAUUUGGGAUAUAUUCCAUCCUAAUGUGUUCAAUCCAAGAGGAAAUGCUGGUGUUGUACUGUUGGGAAGAAAUGUGUACCUGAUAGGUGGUAAAAGCUACCAAAAGGACUGUGAUGUUAGAAUGGUUGAAUGCUAUAACACAAAGAGGCGGAAGAUUAGAGAAUCGUUUCAACUACCAGACAGUUUUAGCUAUGUCAACGUAGAUUGUGUUGUACUAAAAGUACCUAUUACAAAUACAGAUAUUAAUUUUGAUGACAUAUUGUUGUAUGAUAAAUGGAUAAUGUGGUAGAAUUUAACACUAGUCUAUUAUGUCUUGCCUAAAAUUAAACUAUCCAGUUUUACACUGUACCUCGAAAUAUGAAAAGCUUUACAACGAGUUCAAAGUAUAUUUCUUUUGUUUUAAGAAAAGUCGUUUCGAUAAAAUACGGUCAUUUUAGAUGCAAUUUAUAUUUUUAUGCAAGUGCUAACAUGUUUAAUGAUAACAAUAAAUAUAAUUAUUUG